Molecule: messenger RNA, 1404 nt
Organism: Dalotia coriaria
Lineage: Eukaryota; Metazoa; Arthropoda; Insecta; Coleoptera; Staphylinidae
Exons: 3
Coding region: 13-1404 (463 amino acids)
Source: RefSeq, a predicted model, not a curated record
GACUACAACAAAAUGGCACCCAGACUCAAAUUGUUUUAUUCUUUGGUUCUUAUCACCGUGAAUGUGUACAGUGCUACCAUUGAUAGUGAUUCAUAUCUAAGUGCUUAUAAGUUGACCCAUGACCUCAACAACCACUUUGAGAAUCGUCCAACGGGCGAAAAAGUGGUUUAUGUUGAUGCUAACACUGAUCAACACAUAGAUGUACAUCCGGUUUAUGUUCAGAAGAGUCACGAUGAUCAUACUCAUACUCAAGAUUUAAUUGAUGAACAUUUUCAUGAGGUGAAUGCUGAACAUGCCCAACAUGCAGAUCAUCUUGAUGUGGAGCAUCAUUACCAACCGGAGUACCAUGAACAUUACAUUGAUGUUUCCGGUGCGAAUUCAGCGGGAAAUGAUGGUUUAAGUGGUUUGGGGAGUUAUGGUACACCUCCUGUUAGUAGUUAUGGUCCACCUGCAGCAGGUGUACCCAUACCGGAAGUGGGAUAUCCAACAGCAAGUCCUGUACAGACUUAUGGACCACCUGUACCGGUGAGUUUUCCCAAAAAAAUGCCGGUCUAUGGCCCUCCUAGCCCAGUUUACGGACCACCAACACAUCAUAUUGGAGUAUACGGUCCACCUCAUCACAAAUUACCACCUUUGGUAGCUCACGAGUACUACGAACCGGAACCACCUUCAAUUAUACCGGAUUUCUUACAUAACCUAGUUACACCUCAUGCUUUCCUCGGAAUUUUAGACAAGAUCAAAUGGUUUAAACUAGAUCUCUUCACAAUCGGGAAAUUAAUCUUAAAAUUCUUUAUUUUCAAGAAAUUCUUAGCUUUUUUCACAAUUUUAUUUUUACUGUUGAUAAUUCCGAGUCUAAAACACAAGGGUAAAGAAAGUGUAGGCAUGAUGACUGCCAUGGUUGAUAAAUUUGGUCAAUCAGAUGAUGAUGACGACGAUGAAGAAGAUGAUGAUAAUCAUAACAAAAGAAAAAAGAAACGUAAAGGCAAAAUGUUGAUUGAUAAAGCCACGGAAAGUCUAAACGCGUUAACCUCACACGUAUUGGAAUCCAUUGAGAAUUUCGAGCAGAAAUUCAACAAAAACCAAACGCAAACCAAACUUCCAUCAACGAUAGUAGCAACUGAUUUGAAUCAACUGUCAAAUUCACAGAAAACGGAUUGCGGUGCCAACAAUACAAGUAUUUAUUGUAAGAGUCAGAGCGUAAUCGAGAAAAUCAAGACAAUAAUGCCUGCACGAGAGGAAGAAACGAAGAAAACCACAAAUACUACUAAAACAUCAACAACAACAACAAUGACAAAACCAACAGUAAAUCGUGUUGUGAAUCUGACAAGUAAAAGUCAAUUGAGGCCCGUGAACAGUAAAAAUACGAGUAAAACCAAUAGUACAAUCUCCAAAAUUAAAAAAUAG